CGUGCAGUUUCCGAGUAGCGGCGAGGUUGUGCUUACCGCUGCAGGGAAGCGUCCGCUUCAGGUGGUCUGGAACAGGUAUGAGUGAUUUCAGUGAAGAAUUGAUAAGGUCCAAGACAGAGGAUGACCAGGAGGAAUCGAGUGUAUUCUCUGGUACAGGAAUGUAUUUUCCUUGGCUCCAAAAGCACAUAGACACUGUGGCAACUGAAGGAAAAAAGGAGAAGGAUUUUGCUCAGACGACGAGCGCUUGUUUGGGUUUUAUCCAAGAAGCCCUGCUGAAGCAUCAGUGGCAGGAGGCCGCAGGGUACAUGCACAGCUACUUGCAGGUCCUGGAAGACUCAGACAGCCACAAGAGGCAGGCUGCGCCUGAGAUUAUUUGGCAGCUCGGAAGUGAAAUUCUAUUCUAUCAUCCCAAAAGCAACACGGAGACUUUCAAUACCUUUGCUGACAGGAUGAAAAACAUGGGUGUCAUGAAUUACUUAAAGGUCUCCUUACAGCAUGCCUUAUACCUUAUGCAUCAUGGAAUGCUUGAGGACGCGAGCAGAAAUCUCAGUCGCGCAGAGACAUGGAGAUAUGGUGAAAAGUCUUCUUCCCAGGAAGUGUUAAUCAACCUCAUUCAGGCGUAUAAAGGGCUUCUGCAGUAUUAUACUUGGUUUAAAAAGAAGAUGGAAUUGUCUAAUCUUGAUGAAGAUGAUUAUGCUUACAACACAGCAUCCCAGACUAUGCUCAACCACAGCUGGAAGACAUCUGUAAACCUUUGUGCCUUGAUUCAAACUCCUGGAGUUUGGGACCCUUUUGUGAAGAGUUAUGUAGAGAUGCUGGAGUUCUGUGGGGAUCAGGAUGGAGCCCGAGAGGUGCUCACCAAUUAUGCCUAUGACGAAAAGUUCCCGUCGAAUCCAAAUGCUCACGUCUACUUGUACAACUUUCUAAAGAGGGAGAAGGCACCAAGAGAGAAACUGAUAAGCGUGCUGAAGAUUUUGUAUCAGAUUGUUCCAUCUCAUAAGCUGAUGUUAGAAUUCCAUAGAUUACUGAGAAAAUCAGGUUCCAUGCCCAGCAUAGGGCUUGACCUCAUGACCCUGAGCAAGUCGCGCAGUCUACCAGCUGAGCCAGCCAGAGGUGCCCCAGAACAUAACUUCUUCACAGAAGGAAUUCUACUUAAGUCCAAACAAGAAGACCACCGUAAACUUGGGCUGGAGGUACUAUUUGGAGUCUUGGAUUUUGCUGGAUGCACUAAAAAUAUAACUGCUUGGAAAUAUUUGGCAAAAUAUCUGAGACAGACUUUAAUGGGGAACCACCUUGCCUGGGUCCAAGAAUAGUGGAACGCCAGGAAAAACUGGUGGCCUAGCUUUCACUUCAGCUUCUUUUGGGCAAGAAGCGACUGGAAAGAGGAUAAAUGUUUGGCUUGUGAGAAAGCUCUGGUAGCUGGAAUACUGUUAGGAAAAGGUUGUAGAUAUUUUCGGUAUAUUUCCAAACAAGAUCAUCAAGCCUUAAGGAAAAAAAUUAGACGGAUAAAGAGAUCCGUGAAAAAGCACAGUAUUGUAAAUCCAGGACUCUGAUGUUGAAUAUUAGUUAUUUCAAAUGAGUAGCUACAGAAUGGUAGCUCAGUAGGUAUUAUUGAACGUAUUUAUUUGGUGUAUCUAGGAGGUAGUUUAUAUGGCCGCGAACAAAAGGUAUUUUUAUAUUUUUCUAUAUUUUAUGUUUCUGUAUUUUCUUUUAUUGUAAUUAUAGCUAAACAGAAACAGUCUCACUGCCUUUGUUCUUUGUAAAUAACGUUUUUUUUGUACUGUUAAAUAUAAUAUUUAUUAAGAAAUAACCUUCAAAUAAGAAGUAUAUUUGUUUAAUUAGAGAAUAUAGUUCUACAGCAGUUACUGCUGUUUGCAGAUAAUUUCUUUCUGACU
Hyaena hyaena (striped hyena) is the source of this 1895-nucleotide messenger RNA. RefSeq names its product TATA-box binding protein associated factor, RNA polymerase I subunit A (gene TAF1A). The record is from RefSeq and is a predicted model, not a curated record. Lineage: Eukaryota; Metazoa; Chordata; Mammalia; Carnivora; Hyaenidae. Gene Ontology annotation, biological process: transcription by RNA polymerase I. Gene Ontology annotation, cellular component: RNA polymerase I transcription regulator complex. Bases 78 to 1313 code for a protein of 411 amino acids. The transcript has 12 exons.